This is a messenger RNA of Scaptodrosophila lebanonensis, 2289 nucleotides long. RefSeq names its product long-chain fatty acid transport protein 4 (gene Fatp3). The transcript is spliced from 4 exons. Gene Ontology annotation, biological process: triglyceride homeostasis. Gene Ontology annotation, molecular function: long-chain fatty acid-CoA ligase activity; long-chain fatty acid transmembrane transporter activity. Lineage: Eukaryota; Metazoa; Arthropoda; Insecta; Diptera; Drosophilidae. Gene Ontology annotation, cellular component: endoplasmic reticulum. The coding region runs from base 120 to 2183 and encodes 687 amino acids. The record is from RefSeq and is a predicted model, not a curated record.
UACGGAGCCGGUGCAGCGCGCUAGAUCGGUUGAUGCUUCUGUACCGUUUGUUGUUGUAAUCGUUGCGUCGUACUUACAUACUUACUCGUACAUCGAAAACAAGUGGGCAAACAGCAAAAAUGAGCCAGUCUCGCACAGCACCAGCAAGGGCCCCUAGGGAGCGCGAUAAGAUCGGAGAGAGCGACGACGAAACUGGCAAGAAAAUGGAAGUGUUGCUUGAGCUAAAUCUUAAGCAGCGCACAGCCACUCGUGCGGGCAUAGUAAUGGUGGGCAUCAUCAUCUACGUCCUUUUCUGCACGAACAGUGCCAAGGCCAGCCUCACACUAGGGGCACUUCUGACACUCAUGAUGCGGAAUCCCACAAUCGUAUAUGCAUUGGUCAUGACUGUGCACAGGGACACCAUGGCCUUUUAUCGAUUUCUGUGGCUCAACGUGUACCUGUUGCGCAUGGAGAGACGGAAUUGGAUAAUAGCGCGCAUCUUCCAGCAGAUUUCGCAGGCACAGCCCCACAAGUCGUGCUUUGUGAUGGACGAGCGUCGUCUCACCUUUGCGCAGGUGCAGCUGCUGAGCAAUAAAGUUGCAGCAUUCUUUAGAUCCCAACGUUUGGAGCGUGGCGAUUGCGUGGCCCUUCUAAUGGACACACGAGUGGAGUAUCCAUGCUUCUGGCUAGGUCUGUCCCAGCUGGGUGUGAUAACAGCACUAAUCAACUCUAAUUUGCGUCGCGACACCUUGCUGCACUCCAUUAAAGUGGCCAAUGCCAGAGCUUUGAUUGUGGGUAGCGAGUUGGCGGACGUGCUGGCGGCCAUUGGGGAGGUAGAUGAGCUCCGUCAACUACCUAUCUACCAGUAUUCCGAUGCAGACCAAGUCGCCAGCUAUGAACUGCUGCCUGGCGCCGUAGACUUGAGAUCGGCACUCGAUGCCCAACAGCCGGAAAACCUGAGCCUGGAGAUCGCACGUGGAAGUACGCGCGACAAACUCAUCUACGUAUUUACUUCUGGCACCACAGGGCUGCCGAAGGCUGCUGUCAUUACCAACCUGCGCUUUCUCUUCAUGGCCGCUGGUACUUUCUAUAUGCUGCACCUGCAGAAGGACGAUGUGGUGUACAAUCCAUUGCCUCUCUACCAUACGGCUGGCGGAAUAGUGGGCAUCGGCAAUGCGCUGCUUAAUGGCGCCACAGUGGUUCUGCGUAAGAAGUUUUCCGCGUCUAAUUUCUGGCGAGACUGCAGUCGGCACGAGUGCUCGGUGGCUCAGUAUAUCGGAGAGCUGUGUCGCUACUUGCUGGCCACGCCCUACACGACAGAGCAACGCCAGCACAGUCUGCGCCUUAUGUACGGAAACGGACUGCGACCACAGAUCUGGACACAGUUCGUCUCGCGCUUCGGCAUUCCACAGAUUGGAGAGGUUUAUGGGGCCACCGAGGGCAACUCGAAUCUGAUAAACAUCACGAAUCGCGUGGGAGCCAUUGGAUUUGUUCCCGUUUUCGGACGCAGUAUAUAUCCUGUGCAGGUUAUACGCUGUGACGAACAGACGGGUGAUCCUCUGCGUGACUCCGAGGGGCGAUGUACUCGAUGUAAGCCCGGCGAACCGGGCUUGCUGAUCGGCAAAGUAGAUUCCAAGCGCGCGGUCAGUGCCUUUCACGGUUAUGCGGACAAGGGCGCCUCUGAGCAGAAACUGCUACGGAACGUGUAUUCCAAGGGCGAUGUGUUCUUCAACUCGGGCGACAUGGUAGUGUGUGAUAUCCUGGGAUACUUUUACUUCAAGGAUCGCACAGGUGACACCUUCCGCUGGCGCGGCGAGAAUGUUGCCACACAAGAGGUGGAGGCCAUCAUUACUAAUUGCAUUGGUCUGAGCGAUUGCGUCGUUUAUGGUGUGCAGAUUCCCCAUGUCGAGGGCAAGGCUGGCAUGGCCGCUAUUGUAGAUCCCUCACGCAAGGUGGACAUGGAGUACCUCUCCACGGGAAUACGCGGCAGCUUGCCCGCCUAUGCGCGUCCUCUCUUCAUUCGCCUUCUGGACGAGAUUCCGCGAACGGCUACGUUUAAGCUGAAGAAGCGGGAGCUGGCCCUGGAGGGUUACGAUCUGAGCCGACUUAGUGAUCCCAUUUUCUACCUCAAUCGCGACGGCAUAUAUCGGCGUCUGACGUCGGAACAGUACCAAGCUCUGCAGGCGGGAACCGCCGGCCUGUGAACAACUUCUCUAGCCCUAUAGUCUGUACAUAUACCAUUGUACAUUAUACCUCUCCAUAUUUGUAGUUGUACUUGUAGCACUAAAACGACUGAUGCUUUAGCCAAAA